UCUUUUCAGAUGGGACACUUUUAUUUGUGUCUCUGUGUUUGAACUGGCAGCUUUCAGAAGAAGGACUGGCGGUGCCGGACACCCAGAGCGAGUCAGCAGCAAUCUGGCACUUCAUUUAUCAGCGAGAAAGAGUUUCGCUCUGGAGGGCUAACCCGGAGAAAAUACCUGCUAAUCACCGGAGAGGAUGAGGGAAAACCUGGGGAAUGAUCCUGAGGGACCCGUCUGAUGGGGAGGAAAACCUGAGUGGUAUGUAAACACGGAUCAUCGAUACCUAGUCAGGAGUGUUUUCACCAUGAUGACCCCACUGGAGAUCUCCCUCCUGCUGACUCACCUGCUCUUCUUCCCCCUCACCCUAUGCCUCCUGCACCCCCCGCCCGUCCAUGUCCCCACGCUCGUCCCUCACGUACCGACGCCUCUCCUCCGCUCUCGCUUCAGCGCUCACACUCAGCUGGACUUCACAACUCACUGCGACUCCAGCUGCUUCCACAGAGGAGAGCAGGAGGCCCAGAAGGAGCAGCUCUCUGAGAAACUGGCCUUUGAGACGCUGUACGCCGACGGCUCCCGCACCCUCACUACUGUGGAUGUGGAAGGUGAUGAUAAGGAGUUUGAAGGUAAUCCCUUUACUCAAACUCCAAGACCAAGAGCAAGAGUGAAGCCCAGGCACAAACGCGUGAGGCGGCAGAUCUACGGAGCAGACGGACGUUUUAACAUCCAAGGGAACAACUUCCUGUUGGAUUACCCGUUCUCCACAGCCGUGCGGAUCUCCACUGGUUGCACCGGUGUUCUUGUAUCUCAACAGCAUGUCCUCACAGCGGCACACUGCGUGCAUGAUGGGAAGGAUUAUGUCAAGGGGGCGCGAAAGCUCAGGGUGGGAUUCCUGUUACCUCCAUCCAUCAAUGGCACCAAAGCCGGCCUCACGUCCUCCAAGAGGCCUCUGGUGCGCUGGGUGAGGGUGAAGCGUACUCGUGUGCCUAAGGGCUGGAUUCAGGGCCCUCAGGAGGUCAGCAUGGACUUUGACUAUGCUCUGCUGGAGCUGCGUUGGCCUCACCGUCGGCCCUUCAUGCGCCUCUCUGUGGCCCCCUCCUCUGACGACCUAGCAGGGCACCGCAUCCACUUCUCUGGCUUCGACAGCGACAGAUCCGGGGAGCUGGUGUACAGAUUUUGUCCCGUGGAAGAGGAGUCCAGUGACCUGAUAUACCAGCACUGUGAUGCCCGACCAGGGGCCAGCGGAUCAGGAGUGUAUGGGAGAGUGUGGGACAACAGUUUAGAGCGGUGGGAGAGGAAGGUCAUCGGCAUCUUCUCCGGACACCAGUGGCUGGAGAUAGAUGGGGAGAACCGGGAUUACAAUGUGGCAGUGCGCAUCACUCCUCUGAAGUUUGCUCAGAUCUGUUACUGGGUGCACGGUAACAGAUUAGACUGUGUCCAGGACUAAAGGAGUAAAGGACGAGGAGGUUUUGAAAGAAUAGCAUGAAAAAGCACAAAAUAUACAGGGUGAAACGGCUUAUUUUGCCUAAAGAAAAAAGAGUGAAAUAGGACAAUGUCUUAAUUUCUGCCGCUAGAUCGUCUCUCCAUGAAAAACAAUAAUAUGAGACGGAGUUUGGUGGUCGUGAAUUAGUGUGGGAUCAUGGGAGUUAUCUUAAACAGCAUUGCCCUCUUUGCAGUUAGCUUCUUCCAGUGAGGAUUUCUUCAUUGUUCAUAGAUCAGUAGCUUUCUUACCGGGAGCAGAAUAAUCCACAGUGGUCUCCUCUCCAAAACAAACAGAUUUGGUCAUUAAAACGAGUAGAAGUUCUUAAUAAAUCUGGCUGCUGCUAACGUUUGAUCAGCUUGUUUCUCCUAUAAUUCUAAAUCCUAAGGACCGAUGAUUAAAAACCUUCAUCUGGUUCAAAUAUAUUGUUAAAAAUGACAGAUAAGUAAUAGCUGUAGUGGAUAAAUGUGGCUUCAAACUGGAUGAAAAGCAAAUUUAGGAUUUAUUUAUUUAUUCUGGCAAACCACUAGAAGCUGACGCCUGCUCAAAGGGGGUAUGAAACCGUUACCUUGAUUCAAAUUACAGAUAUCUAUAGGUUUGAAAAGUGUUGGAAAUAAAAGAAUACAACUCAACAAAACAUAUAACACAGGUUUAGUCAUAUAAAGACAUUGUGUUACGUAUUACAGCAUAACAUCCAUACAGACUUUACAUUUGGAUCACCUCCAUCAAGUUAUUUCAAGUAGUUUCAUUUGUCACCUAUUAAACUAAUCUGCCUGUGAGAUCAUCACUACGGCAUCUUUUAAUAUGUCUUCACCCAAAACCAGAUUAAUAGCGGUCAGGGUUUCCACAGUAUUAACACAAGCCACUUUUUAUAUGAGGAAAGAAAAACUUUUCCUGCCGUGGCAGUGUCAGUAGCACAGGAUUAUGUUCCUACUGUGGAUGAUCUAAUCUACUGACAUCUGACUUUAAAUCUUUCCUGCUAUCUGUUUUGAAUUUGGGGAAUUGGUAUUAGCAUUUUAAAAGCUCUUUAAAGAUCAUUUGAUUUAUCUCUUUGGUCUGCAUAGUGCAUACACACUUAACAUAAUACACAUAGAAUAAUAAUACAUAGUAAAUCAUCAGUGAUGCUUCCUGAGCUUUCAGCAGACAGUAUGCUCUUCUGAGAGACAGAGUGUUAAUUUUAUUUUUUGAAAAAUGCUUGAUAUAUUUUAAUAAAAAGAGAUUUAUAACAA
Molecule: messenger RNA, 2694 nt
Organism: Eleginops maclovinus (Patagonian blennie)
Lineage: Eukaryota; Metazoa; Chordata; Actinopteri; Perciformes; Eleginopidae
Gene: prss23
Product: serine protease 23
Exons: 2
Coding region: 293-1432 (379 amino acids)
Biological process (GO): proteolysis
Molecular function (GO): serine-type endopeptidase activity
Source: RefSeq, a predicted model, not a curated record